This is a messenger RNA of Polistes canadensis, 5209 nucleotides long. It is a transcript of the gene NLG-5, whose product is annotated as neuroligin-4, Y-linked-like. Lineage: Eukaryota; Metazoa; Arthropoda; Insecta; Hymenoptera; Vespidae. Gene Ontology annotation, biological process: synaptic vesicle endocytosis; postsynaptic membrane assembly; neuron cell-cell adhesion. Gene Ontology annotation, cellular component: synapse; cell surface; postsynaptic membrane. The record is from RefSeq and is a predicted model, not a curated record. Gene Ontology annotation, molecular function: signaling receptor activity; neurexin family protein binding.
AAGCAUGCCAUAACCACCAUGUGAUUUAUCGUCUUACGUGCCCGGACAAUCUCUCCUCAGUCUACUUCUAUCAUCGUUUCACGUGCUAUCACAGACAAUCCCCCCCAUCUCAGUUCAACCCCCCUCUUGCACUUUUAUCUUGGUGGAAAGUAAAAGAAACAACUGAUUUGAAAAGAUCGUUCUGAGAUUGUACCUUCCAAAAGAAAUAACGAUCAAAAGGGGUUAACACGUUCCUGCUUAUCCGAUACUAGUAAAGGGUGGAAAAGAUGCCUUAAGAGUUCCAUGAAGAAAAACAAAAAUAAAAGAGAAGAGAAGAGAAGGGGUAGAAUAAGAAACAUCAACGUUGGCACAUCAGCAACGAAAAAGAAUAAUAAAAAGAGAGGAAACAUUGUCGCCACAAGAGAGCAAGCAACCAGUUGCCAAUAAGACAAGAAACCACACAACCAAGAAGGGUUGAGUCUGAGAAAGAGAGACAAAAAAUACAAAGUCUGAGGAAGAAAAAGAAAAAGAAGGGUGAGGAGGAGUAAAAAGGAAGAAGAGGAGGAGGAAUAGGAGGAAGAAAAGAAGUCAAGUUUCGUGGGGAGAACUUAGGGGUCUCGGUUAUGCCACUGGCGUCGCUUCAGGUGGACGCCGGCAAAUGCUGUCAUGCUCCUGCCAUGCCAACCGGCGGCCGAAAAAAGGCCGCUGGUCAAGCUGAGUACAAUCGGAGGGACGAAGGACAAUUUUCUUGUCAAUCGAUUAGCACCAAAGUUUCUAUUAUUUCUUUUCUUCAUUUUUAUUUUCUCGGCAAGCAACGUGAGGAAUCGUGCGAACGCUGUCACGCGUUACGCAUCGAGAAUCGUCGAGACCAAAAGUGGACAAAUUCGUGGAAUACUUCAGGAAUUUAACAGCAAACAUUUGGAUCCAGUAGAGGUGUUUCGUGGUAUUCCAUACGCCGCACCACCAAUCGGAGAUCUAAGAUUUCGUGCACCAAUUUCACCAAUACCUUGGAACGGUGUCAAAUUGGCGGAAACUUAUGGUUCCGUUUGUCCCCAAAAUCAUCCAAACAUCAGCAACGAAACUGUCGCUUUAUUGCAAAUGCCUGUCGGCAGAUAUCAACAAUUAAAACGUUUACUCGCAUUUUUGACCAAUCAAAGCGAGGAUUGUCUCUUUUUAAAUUUGUAUAUACCCGGAAGUGGAUCCCUUGGAUUGGAAGCACCCUAUGCAGUUAUGGUGUACGUGCACGGUGAAAGUUUCGAAUGGGGUUCAGGAAAUAUUUAUGAUGGAUCUGUAUUGGCCAGUGCUGGUCAUGUUAUUGUCAUUACGCUUAAUUAUCGUUUAGGAAUAUUAGGAGGUCUAUUUCAUCGUGUUGUAUUGUCAAGUGGCUCGGCUUUGAGCCCAUGGGCUUCUGUACACGAUCCGAACGAUCUUAGGAUCAAAGUUGCUGAACAAAUAGGCUGUCCUACUGAAAACGACGAAGAUAUUGCUGAUUGCCUUCGAGGUGUAUCUUUGCAAGCUUUAAUGUCUGUCGAACUUCCUGAAAUCAGAUUCGUGCCCCGAAUAGGACCGGGCUUACCCGUGGACCAAAACAAUCCUGAUCCUGGUCUUGACAUGGAACGAGCCAGUGAUGCCUUUAUAAAGGUACCCUUGAUCCUCGGAGUUUCCAGUACCGAAUCCAAUCUCGACUUUAACGCGAAUGAUAUUCAGUUUGGCUUCGAAGAGGAUCAUCGAAAUCGGAUCUUACGUACCUUCAUUCGAAACGCUUACGUUUAUCAUCUGAACGAAAUAUUUUCGGCAGUGAGGAACGAAUACACAGAUUGGGACAAGCCUAUUCUACAUCCUAUAAUAAUACGUGAUUCAACAAUGGAAGCACUUAGCGAUGGUCACACAGUGGCACCGUUAAUGAGGAUUGCAUUUUAUCAUGCUAGAAGAGGAGCCAAGACUUAUUUUUAUCACUUCGAUUAUCAGACCAAGGACAGCGGCCAUCUUAAGCGUUUGGGUAGUGUACGAGGAGAGGACAUUCCAUAUAUUUUUGGAUUACCAUUGGUAGUAGGUGGUACUUUCUUCCCUCGUAAUUAUUCUCGACAAGAUCAGGGUGUCGCCGAAGCCGUCCUCACGUUUUUCACAAAUUUCGCUAAAACCGGAAACCCCAACGAGCCGCACAAAAUUGAAUCCGUAGAUUAUGGUACACCGAAAGAGAAAACACGUUUUCGGGGUCUAACGUGGGAACAAUAUGAGACUAAUACUCAAAAAUAUUUAACGAUAGCUUCGAAACCUAAGAUGAAGAGUCAUUAUCGAGGUCACAAAAUGGCUGUCUGGUUAAAUCUGAUACCCCAACUUCAUCGACCAGGUGACGAUGACGUUUCUAUGAGACAUCAUCAUUUUCGUGAACGGGAAGAACACUAUUAUGCGGGUCCAGUUAGAGACGAAUGGUAUACACCACUUCCCUUAACGGGUACAACAAAAACCAGUGGAGCCUCCUCGACAACAGCUUGCAGUACAUCAACAGGUGACGAGACAAUAGCUGAAAAUAUCACUCCAAUUUUAGAAGAAUCCGAAGAGGACAAUGAAUUACUUCAAAGAUUAUCCUCUCGUCAUUACUACAGUACAACAACAGCAUUAGCCAUUACAGUUGGUGUUGGAUUGAUUCUAUUAAUCUUAAACAUGCUGAUAUUCGCUGGCAUUUAUUAUCAACGUGAUCGCGACAAAAAAAGAGCUGCGAUGGAUUGCACACCGAAUGGACAAGAAUCUUUACCGAUGACUACGAGACCUGUCGCAGUUAAGGCUACAGAAAAUACGAAUAGACCUAGCCAAGAACCACCCCCAUCUUACACGACAUUAGCCAGAAGUCCAUCUGUUCAAGAACACCAACAGCAACAGCAGCCUCCUCAAGGCCAACAGCAAACAAUGAACGAAGAUGGACAAAUAAAAGUGGACAAUAGAACAGGACAACAAAAUGUUGCUGCUGGUAAUGCAAUUCACAAAGAUCCAGUACCACCAAAACCACCAGUUAGAACUACAAGUUCUCUGAGUAGCAACACACCUGGCAAUACCAAUACCAUAAAAAAACGAGUACAGAUACAAGAGAUAUCUGUAUAGCAUUAGGGGUUGCCGCCAGAGGGCGGCACCAUCAGACCAAAGAGGGUGACUUUCGUCGACUGUGAGGCCACGAUCCAGUCUAGAUUCUAAAUAAAACUAAAUCAAACUUAUAUGUAUUAAUCGUCAUCGGGAAAGAUAAUCGAUGAUAAAAGACUGGUUUUGCCUUUUCACACAAACACAUGGACAUCUUCUAAUCAAUCGUUAAUGAUUAACUUUAGGAAAAAAGGAUCAUUUAAAGAAAGAUUGUUUUAUCUUUCAGAUAACUGUGUUCUAAGAGUGUUCUUCUUUCGUUAGGGAUAAUAAAGGUGCAAUGAUGAAUAUUUGUGUAUGUAUGUAUGCAUGUAUGCAAGUCUGUACGAAAGAGAGAGAGAGAAAGUGUGAGAAAUAGUUUUUGAAAAUCAGUACCUUCGUCCGCGUACUAUGCCAUAAAAUGUACAUUUUACAUUGAAGUUUACUUCUAAAAAGAAAAAAACAAAAUAAUAAUAUGGAACUCAAGUGAAAGAUUUGAGUGUUCUAACGUAUACACUUGUGUAAGUACUGUCUUACAUGUUGCUAUAUAUUUGAAUAAAAGAAAAAACAAACUCUUUAUAACAGAGUUAAAAAAUAAUGAAGUAUAUGCAACGUGAACACACACACAAACACACACACACAAAUAUACUUAACAUUCGUUAUAAGAAAAACGUAAAUAACUUUCCCUGUAUUAUUUCCUGAAUAUCGAUGCAUAUACGUCAAGAAAAAAAAUACGGUGAAUACGUGUGUACUUCUACAGAAAAAGAAAAGAAGAAAAAAUAAAUAAAAUAAUAAAAACUAAAUUAUAAAAUGAGAGUGCUGUGUGCUCGAAGAAGAAAAAAACGGAAUAAUGAACAGCUAUAAAUUAUUUUCUUCCGUCUAAAUCGUAAAAACUUUAUAUACAUAUAUAUAAUACAAGGUGUCCGAGUUUUUUUCAGCCAAACGGUGUCAACGUAUUCUAUGUGCACGAAAAUAAUGAAAAAUAUAUAUUACAUAAAUGUAGAACUCAUUUAAAGAUACGUCAAAUAAAAAAACUUAGCAACGGGGAUUGUCCUUAAAUUUCCAAUCGAUUAUUUUUACACCUUUUCUUAUAUUUUAUUAUUUCGAAAUGAUUUAGCGAAUCCCACAAUCGAUAACAGUUCUCUUAAGUUUUCUCGCUAAAAACUUUCGAUCGAAAUGCUGAAAACAUAUUCAAAAUCAAAAAUAUGCGAACGUUCGUUGUUAUACUUAUGGUUAUUAUAACUUUGUAAGAAAACUCUAAGUAACUUAUAUUUGUAUCAAAUUUUGUUCUUAUUUUCGUGCAUAGAAUAUGCUAAUACUGUUUACUCAUCAAAACCUCAGAUACCCUGUAUAUGUAUGUAUCUCUCUCUCUCUAUAUAUAUAUAUAUAUAUAUAGAUUUUUUUUCUCCACGACCAACUCAUAAUAACUCGAAUUCUCAAAUGAAAAAAAGAGCCUGUGUAUUUGAUAGGAACCUUGGAGGAUAUUUAAAAGAAAAUAAAAUAAAAUCGACACUGUAUUAUGUAUAUAUAAAUAUAUAUAAUAUAUUUAAAAAGAAAAAAAAAAAAAAGAAACUCUCGAAAAGAAAAUCGUAGUGGCAUUUGCAACUUCGAAAGAAUCCAUAUCUCUUUUGAAAAAACAUAUAAAUAAAUAAAGAAAAAAAAAAUAAAAUAAAAUAAAUAAAGACAAAUACUACGAUUUUAUCGUAAGCAAGAAAAGAGACGUGCUCGAUCGUUUGAAUAAAUAGAUUAAAAGAAAGAAAUAAAAACAUGGUCAACGACGAGUAAAAAUCUAAAAGAUUACGUAAGUUCGAUUUCUUAAAAAAAAAAAAGAAAAAAAAAGGAAAAAAAGUAAUAAAAAAACAAGAGGGGAGGAAAAAGUAAAUACAUAUUCGUUCGUGUACGAUAAUAAAUCUGAAAAAAAACAUUCUCGAUGAUUAAAUCACGUCAAAGUAAAGAGAAAAAAUAUAGAAAAUAACUAAAUCCUUCAUUCUUAAGAGAGGACUAAAUAAAAUACACUUCUUCGCUGAUAAGAAGCUAAUAAUGAUUUAAGGCCGUAAUAAUAUCGUGUAAUUAAAAUUACUCUUGUAAUUAGCGUAAAACUUACACGAAAAAAAAAAAAAAA